UCUUUCUUGAGAUGGUAGGCUACGYAGUGCGGAUAGAUAAACUACCAUGCAAGUGGACUAUGCAUUUUUUUGUGGAAAAUCUUCCUAUGAUGAACAGGAGUUUAGGGUGGAUUUGCGUAGCCUACUGAAGAAAAAUGCUCCGGCGGGCCUCUCAACUCCACAAUCUUUGGAUGAGAAGAUGUCCAGAAUCUGAUAGAUUUACCAGAUAGGUAUGACAGCAAGACUACAAUUCUGUGAUAAUAAAAAAAAAGCGCCUUUGAGUUUUUUCUUUCGAGGCAUCUAACGUUAUAUUGAUAAUGCAAGCAAGCAUGCUUUUAUAUCUGUUCUGAGUUAUUUAUUAGGCUACAUUGAGUGUAAAAAUUCUCAUGAAWUUUCAAGAGUCAUUCGUUUUUCCUUUUUCAUCAGUGUAGGGUAACCUAAUGAGACUGAAGUGCAACUGGCCUCAAGAUAUAGGUCUGAGUUCUGCGCAAUGAACUAAACAUUCAAGUUGUCCAAAACGCUCUAUAUUUACGUUUUUGUAAAGAUAUGGAUGAGUCAACGUCAUUGGAUAUCGAGGCCCUGAAGAUGACUGAGGAACAGUACGUUCUGGAGGCCCAGUCGGGCCAUCUUCAGCAGCCCAGGAGCGACGCCGUCUACCCCGUGGGACUCUAUGGGUGGAGGAAGAGAUUCCUCUACUUUUUCCUCUCGCUGUUGCUGGUCAUAAUGAUAGUCAACCUGGCCUUAACUGUGUGGAUAGUAAAGGUCAUGAAUUUCACUGUGGACGGAAUGGGAAACCUUCAGGUGAACGGGGAAGGGAUACGACUGGAGGGAAUAUCGGAAUUUCUUCUUCCCCUUUAUGUGAAGGAGAUCCAGUCAAGAAGGGCCAGCCCAUUGGUCGUGCGGUCGGACAGAAACGUGACUGUAAACGCUCGAAAUGACCAAGGCCAACUCACUGGACAGCUGACAGUGGGUCCAGAUUCAGUGGAAGCACGGUGUCAGAGAUUUGAGGUGCGGAGCAGGGAUGGAGGGAAGGUGCUGUUCUCUGUAGAUGAAAAGAAGAUCAGCAUAGGAACAGAUACAGUCAGAGUAACUGGCUCAGACGGAGGGGUCUUUGGACACUCUGUGGAAACGCCACACAUCCAGGCAGACAACUAUCAAGAUCUGAAGCUUGAGUCUCCAACAAGGACCUUGACCAUGGAGGCUCCCAGAGGGGUAGAGGUCACUGCAGCCAGGGGGAAACUGAAGGCCACGUGUCGGAAAGACCUGGAACUCCAGUCAACAGAGGGAGAGAUCUUUUUAGAUGCAAACACGAUCCGACUGGGGAGCUUUCUUCCACUUGGUGUCUACUCCCCGUCCUCAGAUGCAGCUUCCAAGAAACAGACUGUGUACGAGCUGUGCAUCUGCCCCAAUGGCAAGCUGUACUUCUCCCCCGCCGGCAGCAGCUCCAGCUGCUAUUCCACAAGCAACGUCUGUCUCUGGAACUGAUAUAAGAACAGUCUUCCACCACCUUGGCUGUGAUGCUCACUGCUGCUCCAGCAUCAAUAAUAGCAAAACAACGACAGUGGAGAGACCUUGGCCCCGUCCAGAACACUAGCACCUAGCUCUGACUUGACGUAGACCUGACAAGUAUAAGCAAUAGGGCUAACAUUUCACUCAGCCUAUCAGAGGGCAAGUUGGACCUACUACCAUGGUACUAAUGCUUCACYUGCUGUUGGAGUUAUCAGAAGUUUGGAGUUCCCACUGGGAAGUUUCACUUGAACUAAAAUGUUUUUACCCGAGGUGCCAAGUUCACCUCUGACCUUUCACCACUGACCUUUCACCUUUUCAACCAAAAGAAGACAACAAAUCUGUUUUGGAACUUUUGCAAAUGUAUCAAUAUGGAUAAUGCAACUUGUUAGACCAUAUUUUAAAUGUUAAGCAAGCUAGCUAACUUUAAUGUUAGCAUCGUUUAGCUAAAAUCUUAUUGAUUGAAGAAUUUUUCCGACUCCAAAAGCAUUUGAACACAAUCGUGUUGAAUAUAGGACUUCCCAGUUUCCCACUUCCCACAAGCACAUGAAUGCCCUAUCCAAUACUUUCAGAUAUACAUGAGUGCCUAGAGUAAAGGGGCUAUGGGUUAGAGUGAAGGCGCUAUGGGUUGUUUCUGGACUGGGCCCAUGUUUCAGAACAGCUGAGCCUAGAGGACGGCGCUUUAUUUUUGUACUGUAUUUUUUUUUUCUAUACUGGAUUCAAUGACAGUGAUAUGACAGACUAAUCAUGAUAUAUAUAUAUAUAUAUACAGUACACUGUAAAGGAAAGAAGAGAACUGGGGGAGAGAUGAAACACAGGCACCUUUGCUAUGGAAAACACGUGAUUGAAAAUAUGAUUGAGAAGAUGAUCUCCUAGAUGAAGUUUGAAAAAGGCAGUUUGUYUCACACUAGUUAAAGCGCAAAUUUUGCCAUUUAUUUUUUCAAAGUCUAGAAUUUUCAACGUUUGUUUUUCAUAAAUGCUUGAUGGGUAUUGCUGUAUUUUCCAUUGUCUUAAAAGUGUAAUAAUUUCAAAUGUUAUGUUUUCUAUGUUCCAUGUACUGUACUUUAAACUAAAACAUGUUUGAUAAAGAUUUGUAAUGGUACUGGUAAAUACAAAAACAUUUAGAUUGACCUAUUAUUUGAUAGUUUAUGAAUUUACACUAUACUUGAUUUACGUACAGGUCUAAAUAACAUGAUGCUCAAUAAGAAAGUUAAAUGGUUUAGAGAAGAAUAUGGGUUAAUCAUUUUCAUAUAGGGAUGGUUUCCCUGACACAGAUUAAGCCUGGAGAAUCUCCUUUUCAGUGGUGUAAAGUACUUAAGCAAAAAUACUUUAGAGUAUGUAAGUAAGUCUUUUUUGGGGGGGGGGUAUCUGUACUUUACUAUUUAUAUUUUGGACAACUUUUACUUUUACUUCAAAAAUAUGUACUUUUUACAUUUUCCUUGACACCCAAUAGCUGGGUACUGAUUUGAUCUACUGACUUAAAGAUUUUUUUUUAACGACAACAGUUAAGCCUAAUACAGGGCAACCGAAACAUCAUGAUCAAAAUCAAAUCAACAUUUUGUGAAUGUGUGUGGGUUUUGUAUGGGAAUGUCAGUGUUGUGUGAGUCAGUGUUUGUACGUAUAGUCUAGUGAGUGUGCAUGGGGUCAGUCAGUGCGAGAUAGUCAGUGCAGUUUUUUGUGGUGUCAUUGAAUGCUUAGCAGGACAGGAAAAUUGUCCAAUUCACGCACUCAUCAAGAG
Messenger RNA from Salvelinus sp. IW2-2015, 3223 nucleotides. RefSeq names its product zeta-sarcoglycan. Gene Ontology annotation, cellular component: sarcolemma; sarcoglycan complex. Lineage: Eukaryota; Metazoa; Chordata; Actinopteri; Salmoniformes; Salmonidae. Gene Ontology annotation, biological process: heart contraction; cardiac muscle tissue development. The record is from RefSeq and is a predicted model, not a curated record.